Petromyzon marinus (sea lamprey) is the source of this 9988-nucleotide messenger RNA. RefSeq names its product myelin transcription factor 1-like. The record is from RefSeq and is a predicted model, not a curated record. Gene Ontology annotation, molecular function: RNA polymerase II cis-regulatory region sequence-specific DNA binding; DNA-binding transcription factor activity, RNA polymerase II-specific; zinc ion binding. Gene Ontology annotation, biological process: regulation of transcription by RNA polymerase II. Lineage: Eukaryota; Metazoa; Chordata; Hyperoartia; Petromyzontiformes; Petromyzontidae. Gene Ontology annotation, cellular component: nucleus.
CGGAGGUGUGUGGGGGGGGGGGAGAGGACAACGAAUUAAACACAAAAAAGCAGUUAUCAAGAAAUUAGUUUUCAACCUCGAUUAUUUAAAAGUGGAUGGCUCCAGCGCCUGCCUAAUAGUGGAAGGAAGAGCGUUCCAGACGGCCGCGGAAGCGCACCUGGAAUAGCGCGAUGCGGUGGUCGUCUUUGUUCGAUGGGCGGCCAGACGCCGCCACUGCGAGGAUGGCCCGGAGUUGGCGUGCUGGUUUAUGCUCUUUGGUGACAUCAGCUAGGUGUUGCGGUUCAUUUGUGGCGAGCACUUCGUGUGUAACGGGGUAGGCCGGGCAGGGAGAGCGCGGAGGUCCACGUUUUCGUGGCUUCUGUCAGGGACGUAUGAUGAAUGCUACGAAUGAAUGAAUGGACGUACUGCGUGAACUUUUGUUAAUCCGCUGUUGGAUGAAUUCAUCCCCAUGCAACGUCGACCUUGGUGUUUGACCACAUUUCACCACGUUGGUCGGUGUGAAUAGUGGAGAUGUCCAAAUUGAUUAUCAAAUAGCCUUGAGCAAGUGGUGGAGAUUCCACAUUCCCAUGGUGUGGUUACUCUUUCCAUAGAAUUCGAACUUUAGACGUCCUGGCUGGAUUAUGGAGCACAAGAUAUUCGGUGUUAAAGAAUGUACAUACAUUAGCAAAAGGCCAGAUAUUAAUAUAUGCUGAAGAAUGCUCAUUGCUCAAGAUUGUUUAUUUUUGUUGUUGUUGUUGUUGUUGCUGAAGACGCAUUAUUGUCUCGACAGCAAUGGAGAAAAUGUCCAGCGUUGUUCUUGUACGGCUCUUGCAGCAGGACGUGAACCGAUGGCUCAGGAGGUUGUUGCCACCUUACUCGCCUCACGAACUCGAAGGUUUCAAAUUAACGUUCUCGUUCGAGGUCACCUGCACCUCAUCAUGCCUCAAGGUUGAUUAAAUGAGGACCAUUUUAAAUGAGGUCAACGCUUGUUGUCCCGUGGAGAGAUUGGCACCCGUAACAGCAAUGUGAAUGUUCCACCACUGACUGAGGCCUAUCAACCGAGAUAACCACUGCCCACUCAUUAUUUGUACACUGGGAGACAAUUUUAUUUUUUUAUCAACGAAGUCAACACACACGCUGGAGUGGCGGUACAAUGGGCAGCGCACUGCACUCAAAACCCAGCCACCACAGUUCAAUUCCUGGCCAUGGCUGAUGUCAGUGGCAAGUGGUAUCACACUGGGAAGACAAAGAUGCCAGACAUACCCCCCCCCCCCAUGUACUAUAAUAUCACUUGCCUCCUUUCGUCUCCAGUCUACAAGGCUACACGGUGGAUCUUUGUAUUUGUGUGUCAGGAGUAAGGGACUAAUUGGUUGACUUGGUCCCGGGUGGGGUCUUCACAAGAGCGUUAUGAAACCUUUGGGGGGCUUUUUUUAUUUUCCUGCCUCCGUCUUAGGAUUGUGUGCAUUCCCGAUGGAAACGUGGGCUCAGUCUGAUUUCAUUGCUAUUGGGAUUUCUGGGUGAAUGCAGCAGAGCGCACUAUUACUGUCACUUUUAAUAAACACGUGGGUGAGGCUUGUACAGUGGUGCAGUCAUGGAAAGCUUAACAGCUUUUAACACCUGUUAAUGAUGUGCAUUUUAAUAUCCAGUAAUUGCUACAAAAGUUUUGAACUUGUUCAAAUUUUGUGAUUGGCAGCAUCGUGCCUCUUGCAAAACAGCAUUAUAAAAAUUGUAAGAUGUGCAUUGGCCAUUGUGAAACAAAAUAAUAUAUUUUAAUCUAUUGCAUGUAUUACUUGUCAGAAUGCACCGUAAAUAUGUUAUUAUUUUCAUUAAAAAAUGUUAAUUACAUUCGAGGAAUUAUAUCGACAAUCGUGGUGAAGCAGACAUAAUUCACUGCGGCAGCAUUUGCUCCACGAGUACAUGCAAUACAACAGCGACAACCGCUGUUCGCCACUAAGUGGCGGUGACAUCACCACGGCGCUUGUGCCAGGCUAGGUGUACUUUGAGGCCACGUACCAUGUCGAAGCCUCGCUGCGGGAAGGAGCUCAGGGGACAGGUCCAGGUACCAUGCAUUGGCUGAGGUGACUGGCAGAUGCAGCACCUGUGUUGCCCCGCUGUGCGGCCCCGCUGUGCCGCUUCGCUGCCCGGCGCUCCGCUCGUUGUCUUGAGCGUCGCUCUUCUGCCCUCCGCUGUUGUUGGAGGGUGGCUGCCUCCAACUGGCCAGUAGCAGCACAACCGUGCACUAUACCCGCACCUCCGACGAGCAUGGUUGGCCAUGUACGGUGCGAAAACAGUUCAACAUAUAUACAAAUUGCAUUUGUUGGUUUUAUGCUACAUUCAAAGGUUGAUGAUAACAUGAGCCAUGGGGGAGUUUAUUAAGAAAAUAAGUUUAAGUCAAUAAUGAUACAAUUUUAAAUGACUUGGUAAUGUCUGAAAUAUGGUGAAGUGAUAGAGCACUGGUUGGCGCGCUGCCAUUUAUUAAUGCACAAGGCUGAUAACCUAGGUUAUCACGGGUGCGAUACGAGUUCAAAUCCCCGGCCUCGGCUAACAUCAGUGGCAAGUGAAAUUUGUGCUGAUCCUGGGCAUCUUCUUCACCAAUUUGCACUCACCAGCGUGGUGAAGUAUAGUCAGACAAACAUCCAUGAUCGCAUGGCACGGCGAGACUGUAAUCGAGCAGUUGGUAGAUAGAGGCUUUUAAAAUAUAAUUAAUGUCCGAGACAUUUUGGAUUCUCACAGCUUGGCAGAAAUGUAAUGUAUGUAUAAAAUAUAAAGACCAUAGGACUGUAUAUGGCCAUUACUAUGGUCAUUAUCCUGCAAUAUGGUUCCCACAUAUUGGGGUGAAAUUCUUCCUGCCUCGGUGAGAACGACCACAGCACGGGUGCAGCUGCAAGAUUGAUGAUGAGGCACCUUGCCCUUUUAUAAUCGGCAUGGUGCACAUGCUUCAUUACGCCUGUCUGUCUGCCUGCCUGCUUGCCUGCCUCCCGCGCUGGCAGAGAAUGCCUCCCGCGUGCAAUGCCCUGAGCUCAGCCAGCCAGUCUGGGCAGGCGCUGAGAAAUCUGCUGUCGGCUGCACAAUUCACGCGGACUCUGCCAACCGCAGCCGGCAGUGGAGAUGGAAUUUGGUGCUGGGGUUAGAAGAUAUUACACUCAGCCGAAAGGGCUUGUGGUUGAACCUACGGAUUACUUCAGCUGUCCACCGUACAACUGUGAUACAGGAGGGCACCUUGGUGGGAAAUUGUUUUCCAGACACAGAAGCUCAUAUGGCUGCCCACUGCCGAAGAAGCGGCGCAGCAUGGACAAGGCAGUGGUCGCCGCACCGCCCCCUGGCAAGCGCCGCUACCGAUUGCUCAAGCUCAACGGCUCCGCGCAGGAGGAGUUUUUUGAGGUUGAGGAGGAGCCUGAAGAGUCUGAUCGUGGGGAUGCCACCCUCGAAACGGAACGCCAAGAUGAUCGGCAAGGAGAGGAGGAGGAGGAGGAGGCGGGACGGAGAGUAGGGGGUGACGGAAGCGUAGAGGAGUGCGUGAAAACGAAUUACCAUGACGAGUCAGGUAACCGGUCUGUGUUAGCGGUCACGCAGCUAGAUGAUGUAAGGGAUGACAGCAAUCCGGACGAGUAUGGAAACUAUGAGGAGUUGGUGGCCAAGUCUCUACUGAACCUGGGGAAAAUUGCAGAGGAGGUGGCCAAUAGUGCAAUGAAUGAGCGUCGAGGCAGCACUGGUAGUUCCAGUGACAGCGAAGACUCACAAGACUCGGACUGGAGGAGUCACAACCAUCUUACGGCACUGGAAGCUGAUACACAAGGAAACCGGGGCUUCUACUCAGAGCAGGAGAAGCCAGGUGAGAACUUUCAGAUUCCCGCAGACGGGCGAGAUGGCGGUGGCAGAGAUGAAGUAGAAGAUUCUGUAUGUUUGAGCAGCCUAGAAUGCCUACGGAAUCAAUGCUACGACCUGGCUCGCAAACUCAGUGAGUAUUCGCAACAGGAAGACGAACGCCCGCACCCGGGACCUGCCACCGACGACAACGCCGACGCCUAUAACGGAAGCAGCAGCAGCAUUAGCGUCAGCAGCAACGUGUGCGAAAACCCCCUGUCGGUACAAACGCAAGAACACGGCUGCUCAGACAUGGUCAACCUCCUGAAACUGGAGGAGCAGCUGAACUCGAAGUCUCCCACCUUUGAAAUAUCCCCGUCCAUGGGGGGCAGCACGGCCAGAGACGACGAGAGCGAGAUCAACGAUAUUGACUGCGAGAGGGACAGCGAGUAUGAAGAGCACGAGCGCGACGGGUGCGGCCUUGACAACAGGAGCGAUGAUAGCGACGACUGCGAAGAGGGCGAAGAUGAAGACUCGACAAGUUCUGACAGCACAGAUCACUCAGAUGAAUUUGAUUUGGUUAAAGGGAACCUUUGCCUUCUGGAGAAAGCCAUUGCUUUGGAGAAGGAAAGGUCAAAGGUCACCAAAUCUAAGCACACAGCGGAAGGGCACGUUAAGUACUCCAGAAAGGGGAGCAGAGAACCAAAAUAUGGAGCAAAAGCGGCAGGACGAAUGAAAUCGGCUGAGUCCCACAACAGAAAAACGUAUCAUUCAAAAGGGAAACCCGAAGAAUCCAGAGGAACCCCCACGCAGAACUGUGGAGAACAUACAAACGCCACCGAGAAAAGACGCCAAGAUCUGCGUGGGGAUCGCAGAGAGAGUAAGUGCCCCACUCCUGGCUGUGACGGGACGGGUCACGCCACGGGCCUUUACCCGCACCACCGGAGCCUGUCGGGCUGCCCGCACAAGGAUCGCGUCCCGCCCGAAAUCCUCGCUCUGCAUGAAAACGUGUUGAAGUGUCCCACGCCUGGCUGCAACGGGAGAGGUCACGUGAACAGCAACAGGAACUCCCACAGGAGCCUGUCGGGGUGCCCCAUUGCAGCUGCAGAAAAACUCGCCAAAACCCACCACGUGAAGCAGCAGCCCAGCAGCGAGGGCCUCAAAUCCAGCCCGCGGUCCGACCGCGUCCUCAGGCCCAUGUGCUAUGUUAAGCAACUGGACAUCCCAGGCUACGGUGAGAGGACUAACGUGUCGCCCGUGACACCUCGCUCGAACCUCACCAAGGAGUUGGAGAAGUACUCCGAGAGUGUGUAUGAAUAUCCGACAUUCGAUGUGCCCGAUUUUGGAAAGUGUGCCGUACUAUCCAAAGGACCCGAACGGGAGUCUUCACCGCUGACUUACACGGGUGACCACUACGUCAAACCGCUGGCUUCGUGCAGCCCGGCGGACAGCGGCUACCCGCCGAGCUGCAGCCAGCCGGCCAGCUUCGACUACAUCCACGACGACGAGGCAGCUCACAUGGCCGCGACAGCCAUCAUCAACCUGUCCACGCGCUGCUGGGAGUCGCCGCAGCCGCUCUUCAGCCGCAGCCAAGAGCUCACACCCACGCAAAGUCAGCCGCUGGACAUGGGCGAGAGAGGCAGCAUGGAGCUCGGCUUGAGCCAGAACCGCGAGCUGGUCGGUGGAGGCGGUGGCAGCAGCUUGGUGGGCUCGCCAAGCCCGUACUCCCUGCACAGCCCUGGCGCCAGCCUCCUGGGCGGCGGAGGGCGCGCCUGCCUGCUGGCCGACGCUCACAACCCGUGGGACACCCCCGGGGACUACCCUCCCCACACGGGGAGGCCCAUGGAGGCGGAGCCGCAGAAGGAGGUUGAAGACUUGCCAGAUUUUAUGGAGGAGAGGAGAUAUUCAAGAGAAAUCAGCUUACGAGGACCCAAAGUGAAGAAUGGUCAUUGUAAAGAUGGCAAGAAAGAGAUUAUUGCUUGCCCAACUCCAGGGUGUGAUGGAAGUGGCCAUGUCACUGGGAACUACGCAUCACACAGGAGUCUCUCUGGCUGCCCACUGGCAGACAAGAACAUCAGGAGCAUUAUCACCUCCAACACUCAAGAGUUAAAGUGUCCGACCCCUGGCUGUGAUGGCUCGGGGCACAUCAGUGGCAACUAUGCAUCGCACAGAAGGGUGAAAAUAUUCCACAACACUUAUGGACAAAACAUUCAUCAAAAAGCUACAUUACUCUCAAAUACAACCACAAGGGAAGGGUGCCCUGUGCCGGGCUGCGAUGGGCAGGGCCAUGUGACAGGCAAGUACGUGUCGCACCGCAGUGCCUCCGGAUGUCCCAUCGCCACCAAGCGCCAGCACGAACGCUUUCUCAGCGGGCCGCAAGUGGUCCCAUGGAAGGCCAGCAAGGGAGAUGGCGUCUCCUGCCCCACGCCGGGAUGCGACGGAUCAGGCCAUGCCUAUGGCAGCUUUCUCACCCACCGCAGCCUGUCAGGUUGUCCCAGAGCGACUUUCGCCAUGAAGAAGGCCAAGCUCUCAGGGGAAGAGAUGAUGACGAUCAAACUGCGAGCCUCAAAUGGCAUAGAGAACGACGAGGAGGUCAAGCACCUUUACGAGGAAAUCAAAGAUCUGGGAGAAUCCAACUCGCAUGUGGAAGUGGAGAUGAUCAAACUACGGACGCAGAUCACCAGUCUCGAGGACAAUCUGAAAUCAUCGCAAGAGAAAAACAGUCGGAUGGAGGGGCAGAGCGAGACCCUUCUGAGCGAGCUGUCCAGCCUGAGUCAGACUCUGAUCAGCAGUCUGUCUGGGGUGCGUCUUCCCAGCAUGGAUCCGAUCAAUGAACAGAAUUUUGACACCUACGUGACAAAGCUGACAGACGUAUACAGCAACCAGGAGCACUACCAUAACCCGGAAAACAAAAACCUCUUGGAUAGCAUCAAGCAGGCCGUGAAAGGUAUCCAAGUUUAAUGCCGAUAGAAUGAAGAAAGAAGGCCCAUUUCUGCAUUAAUGUCUGAAAGUGUUCUCAUUCUUUUCCUUCGAAAAAAAAAGUUCCUAAAAUGUGUGACUUUUACAGCACUUUGAUUCACUGUAUGAUGUAAGACCUGUUUAUAAAAUCCUAGGUAUUGGAUGGCCCUGCUGCUGGCUUUUAAAAUGUCAUCAUUUAAUGGCUUUUAUAUUGCUUGCACAUUGGCAGCUAGUGUGUUCAAUUAUAAAAAAAACAUUCACGUAUUAUAAACACACUGAAAAAAAUGCAGAAAUAUAUGAGUUCUCGUGGGUUUUAAAUGACGUACUUAGAGGUGAGGUCGCGAUAUGUACUGAUGCACAAUAAUGAUGAUGAUGUAUCACAAAUAUUUGUGAAGCAAGGUACCUAUCUAACAGUGAAUUUUAUUAAAAGAUAAUCAUUCCAGCCAUUUUUGCUGCAUUACAUAAUUUUUAAAGUUAUCUAGUAUUUUGUUAGCUCUGCAAUGGUGAAUUUUAAGGGUGACGUUGUACUUGUUAUUUAAGUUUAAUAGAAUGCUAUUUUUUAGAAUGGGAGUAUUUUACAUUGCUAUUUGUAAUAUUGCUUAGCAAUUGACAUUUCUGAAAGCUACAUUUGUGGAUAAUGUAAAAAUGUAAGGUGAUGGCACUUAAAUGUGAAUUUUGUUCCUGUAAAAUUGUGAAAAUAACUGAAUAUAUUGAUUACAAAUGAGUGUAUCGCACUACCUUGACAAACAUAUAACAGCAUGGCGCUUAUAUGCUUUAGUCAUCUGUGUUACGAUAAUCCUGUUUCAUACCAGGAUCUUAUUUUGUAGUCGGGGUUUCUCUCCUUGUACCUGCUGCUCACGUACGGCAUCCUGUUUGGCUUCACGAGCAGAAUGGCACGGUCUUUCCGGCCCGCUUCGAUCGAUAUGUUAUCUGCAAGACAGAAUUGUAGAAAUAUGGACAAUAUAGUACGUGUUACUUUUACAUCUUAUGUUAAUUUUUAACACGUUUGAAUCGAUGAAAAAUUAGAUAUUUUUACACAUUACAUUGUAUAAAACGUAACUCACUCUAUUGUCUAUGUUUCCAAACGGUUUGUGCACCAUUAAACAAAUCUCGUUAUCUGUGCAAUCAGAUAAGACAUGCCACUUGCUUAAUUUGAAAAUAUUCACAUGUUUUCUAUGUAUGGUAAUGUUGCAAAUCAAAUUACAAAAUGACUGAAAAUCCCCAGAAUUUUUUUUUUAAAUAUAAUUGAACAUUUUAUACUUUUUAUGUUUCAAAUGACAUUUUAUUGAGUGGCAGCCUCCGCCGUCGAUGUCACGGAAAGGUAAUAUUUUCUGUGAAGUGUUUUUCUCUCGAGCUCGCGUAUAGGAAGUGAUUGCAAGUUCACAGUGACGUUGGUUCGGUUGAGGGAACAUUUGGCUGUGCCUGGGUCUGACAAGCGGGCACGGCGUCUGCAUCGUCAGUGCAUUCCGGACGUGUUGUAGCCGAAUCGUUUGGGCCGUCGUGGACCAAAGGCGAGGCAGUGAGAGUAAUUAGCACGUUUAAUGCGAGUUAAGCACACGCGCCAAUAACCGAUCCCGACGAUCGAUCCGUUCGUUCAGAAUUUUCGCUACCCCACUUCUCCGCGAAAGGACCCACGCGUACAGCCACGAAACUGGGCCCCGCUAAUUCCGUAUUAUUCUGUAUUAUGCCAUGAAGUCAUCCACAACUGAGGGUUAUAUUCGGGAGCCUCUUACAACAUUAUUUAUAUUUCUGAUGUAUUGGAACCAGAGCAAUGAUAUCUACAUUGAAGUACAGUAUGUUGUUUAUAAAAACAAUUGUAAGUAGUUUUUGGAAAAGAAUGACAUUGGCACUAAGGUAGGAUGUGUUAAGCACUUUAUUUUCCCACGAUGCCUGAACGGCUCCUUCGGUAUGACUCCCGUUUUUGCUCGAUGAUUUUACUAAUCCCCUCCCAUCCCCGGAACCUAUCUUGCUGCUUGCUACCGCUUUUUAUCUAUAGCACACUUUGUCAAAGUGCUCUGUGUGGUGCUUGUCCCGUGCCUUGACCCGUUUCGUAGUUUGCUUUUUCAAUGUGUGCGCUGCCCCCCCCCCUCCUCUCCUACCCCACCUCCCCCCCCCCCCCCCCAGAUUUUGAACUGUCUCCCACCACACCGCCCCCACUUACUCUCCAGCCCCCCUCUCCUGUACCCCCCCGUCCCCUUACUCUCACCACUACCCACCCUGACACCUAAACCACACGAUUAAACAGAGUAUUCCAUAUACGUAGUUGAUGACAAAUGUAGUACAGUUGUAAUAUCCUUGCAUGUACAGUAUAUGUGUUUUGCAAGGACAAGUUGUACAAUGCACCCAUAGCAUCAGAUUCACAUCCAGGAGGAGUUUAAAAAAAAUUACUUAAAAGUACUUAAAAAAAACUUCCUCAGGCAUUUUGGUAUUUGUAUGAAGACAUGUUGGUAAUAACCAACAAAAAUAUGAAUAUAGGUGUAAAAAACAAUUGCUGCAAGCAACAAAAUGAAAUAGUUUACCAGAAUACCUCUCCUCUUUGGAUUUAUAUGUGAAUUAUAAUGGCCGUUAAUAGAAACAGGACACAUUUUCAGAAUCCAUAUUUUACUUUUUUGGUUAUCUGUAUAUAUAAUGCAGGGUUAUUGAACCCUUAUUUUGAUUCUGCUUAAGCAAUACCUGUAGCAUGCCUGAUUUGUUUGAAGUAAAAGUGAAUGUGCUUUGUUUAUUCUGCAUCAGCCUUGAAGCACAAGUUUAUGCAUAGGCCCAAUUUUCCUUGCUUAUAAGAUGAAAAACAAAAUGCAUUUUGGUAUGUUAAUAGGCUUAAGACGAAGCUGUAAAACUGUACAUUCUCAAUUAAUUUCCAAAAAAUAGAUUUAUCAUUUUUGGGUUUUCCAUUUGUAAUUACGUUUUAAAAAAGUACGGUACUGUGAUAUUUUGUGAAGACAUAAUUUAUUGUUGGGUGAAAAAAAAGUUUAUUUUUUUGGUAAUAAGUGCUGUAACAUAUAUGUUACAUUCCUAUUCCAUCAGAAUAUGUGGAUUAUAACAGAAACUGGACCAUAUUUAUUGAAAAUUGAGUAGGGAUAUAAAAUCCUUACACUUGAUAAACAGUUUGAUUCUAAUGUUGACAAAUGCACUUGUUCAUGUCGCAUUUAGUGUCGUUCAUAAUGUUUGCUGUAGCUGUUAAGUUAAGCAGCCAAAUGUCAAUAUCAGUGGAUUGUGAUAAAUUUAAUAAAGUCACUCGAAGGCACUA